UGACCCGUUUAAGCGUAAAUUCGCGUAUUUAAAGUCAUUUUAUCCACUUUUAAUGCAACUUUAUACCUUCUAAAUAUGUCUGAAAUUUCCUCAGUCGAGUGUUUGAGAGACUUUGUUAACGAGCGACUAACGGCUGCAGCUGAAGAGAUAUUUGGAGCUUUUAAAAGAACUCUCGUCGACUACGAAGAUGAGAUCGAGCGUCAGCGCAGACUGCUAGAUAUUGUCUGGAAACCUUAUGUUAAGUUACAUAAAAUAGACAAGCCACAGCAAGAUGUAGUCGUAUAUAAGGAGGAGGAUGAUUUCUCUGACCAGCGGGAGAUUAGCCCAAGCCUGGACGAAGAGGACCCAGAGCCUCCGCAGAUAAAAGAAGAACAGGAGGAAAUCUCCACCAGUGAGGAGGGAGAGCAGCUUGAACUUAAGCAGGAGGCUGAAAGCUUUGCGUUGCCUCUUACUAGUGAGAAAAGUGAGCACAGUGAACCAGAAACAGACACUGAUCACCAGUUCCUCACUGACAACUCUUAUUUUACUGAGAACCAAGAUCCAGAAAGCAGUGGUCAUGAGGACUCGGCAACAACUGAAACCCCAAAACUAAAACAGAGACUUCAAAAAAGCACAACUGAUGCCCCUAAAUCAUCAGAGAAUUGUGUAACGGGUAAAAAGUCUUUCACAUGUGACACAUGUGGUGAAAGUUUUAGGGGUAAGUCAGACUUACGGACACAUCAACGUGUCCACAGAGGUCAAAAGAUACAUACAUGCAAGGACUGUGGGAAAAUAUUCAGUUACUUGUCAAUACUGAUAACUCACUCAAGAAUCCACACAGGUGAGAGACCGUAUUCUUGUACAAUCUGUGGAAAAGAGUUCAAAUUUAGCCACGCACUGAAUGCUCAUAUGAAAACCCACACAGGUGAGAAGCGGUAUUCCUGCAGCAACUGUGGGAAAAAAUUCUGUCGGAGGUCAAACUUGAACAGUCAUAUUCUGAUUCACACAGGCGAAAAGCCAUUUGUUUGUGAAACAUGUGGCAAGUCUUUCAGAUUAAAGAGCAGCUUUAGAAUCCACAUGGCAUCACACACAGGUGAGAUGUUAUACUCCUGCAGCUCCUGUGGAAAAAAAUUCUUUAAGGUGUCUAGUUUUAAUAGACACGUAAUAAAUCACACAGGUCAAAAGUCAUAUAAUUGUGAAACAUGUGGCAAAUCCUUCAAAACAAAAUAUUACGUGAAAGAACACAUGAGAUUGCACACAGGUGAGAAGCCGUAUUCUUGCAAAGUAUGUGGAAAAAAGUUUCCAUCCAGUCGUGUGUUGAGAAGUCAUAUGAUAACCCACAAAAGUAAGAAGCAGUACUCCUGCAGCAUCUGUGGAAAGAGCUUUGGGCUAAAGUCAAAUCUGAAAAGACACAUUAAGAUUCAUGCAGCUGAGGAAGCAACCAAAGAGCACCCUGAGGAAGACUUUUCAGGAUUAUCAGAAAUGAGAGUUUGAAUAAGGAGAUCCCACAGUAGUGAGAAAGUCAUACCUUUGCAAGAUGCUUUGAAUAAUCUGACUUCAGUCUCAGUGGGGAUUUCAUCAGGCCUGUGCUGAUACUUCUAAAUGGAUGAAACAACACCUCCUUCAAUAUUACCUUUCAAAGACUGAGCGUACGUUCAUCUCAGCCCUGCAACCACAGACUGAUUUACAGCUUGGAUCAACCAAACUCAUACCCAUGUGGUCUGCUGAGGACGCAUCAUUGAUGGUCAACUAACCCAUAAGACAUUGUUUUCCAGUUUGGGGUCAGCAAAAAUCUGAAGGAUUGCACAAGGCUUUAUCUGCUGUGGGAUUGUAAAAGUUAGUUUUUCAAAUAUUAAUUAGCUUAGCUUUUCUUGGAUACAAGUAGGGGGAUUCCAAGUAGAAACAGGUUGGGAAAUGCUGCUUUAAAAUUCAUGUGGCCUUGAUUGUCGGGUCAUGUUAAUUCCCCAGUACAACAUCAGAGAGUUCAGACUCUACCUGCCAGAUCAUACAACACUCUCCUGGUACACGCUCUUGUAUACUGCAUGUUGACUGUGUCAGUGCCUUAAUGGCAGGUCUUCCUGCUUGCACACUCAAACCUGAUCCAAAAUGUACUAGCAUAGCUGUAUGUUUAACUCCCUCCACUCCCUGUUGUAUGUGUAUAAAACAGCGUUUCCUCAUCCAGGUCUACAGUCCACCCCUCAUAGGUGAACAACUCUUGUUCUCUAGAGUUCCAUGGUGGUUAAAUCAGUCACCAAACUGGACAGUCCUUUUCCAUUUUUAAGAAAAGCUUAAGUCCCAGCAUUUUCAUGAGCAACUUCAGUGAUGAUA
Molecule: messenger RNA, 2307 nt
Organism: Cheilinus undulatus (humphead wrasse)
Lineage: Eukaryota; Metazoa; Chordata; Actinopteri; Labriformes; Labridae
Product: gastrula zinc finger protein XlCGF28.1-like
Exons: 2
Coding region: 76-1473 (465 amino acids)
Source: RefSeq, a predicted model, not a curated record